Molecule: messenger RNA, 1374 nt
Organism: Stylonychia lemnae
Lineage: Eukaryota; Ciliophora; Spirotrichea; Sporadotrichida; Oxytrichidae
Source: the annotation of a GenBank genome assembly
AUGGAUAAAUCUCAAGAAAAAUAAUACAACAGCAGGAAGAAGAAAAGAUGCCAAAAUAGAUUUAAGAUUAGUGUCCAUAAAUUCAAAAAACAACUUAGGAAAUAACUUCAAGCUUAUCUUCAAUUUCUUCAAAGCCCAUCCUAGGAUACCGAACAAAUAGCUAAAGAAAUGAUAGUAAUGAAGUUAAGCAAGAAGAUUUUAAAGAUAGAUAACGCAAUUUUAAUAAGACAAGAAUGUAAGAAGAAUUUAAUCAGUAAUUUGGUGCAAGUACAAAAGAUAAAAGAUAAUAAGCAUGAUGACUAAAUGAUCAUUGAAAACUUUACACCAGUGUACUUUAAUCCUCUCUAAAUAGUAGACCCUCAAAAUGAUAAUUCUAAUUAAAUUUUGUCCUAAUCAUAGGUAGGAUGCCUCUCAGAGGAAGAAGCUAGACAUGGUCUAUUUUAUUUUGAAGAUUCCCAUACACUUAAACUAAUUCACCUAGAAAAAGAUAAGCCUAAAACCAUAAAUUAAAAAAAGGAAACCUUUUUCCAUGAAGGCUCUGAUUAAAUUAAGAAAACAAGAGAGGCGUUCGCUUUUAUUAACAUUGAGAUCAUGAAUGAAUAAGGAUAAUUGGAGCUAAGACAUCUAGUAAUGGGUCUAAGAAAAGGUUGUAAGUAAAUUUUUGAAUUCGAUAGAAAGAAAAACACUGAACAUAUUUUGUUUGAAGCCAAUAAAAAUAUAAGUUUAUCUUAGAAUUCAGCUAUUCUGGUUUACAAGAAUUAAAUCAUCAUCACAGGAGGUGAAAAAAUCAAUAAUAAGAAUAAUGAUUUAAAAGCCUCCAAUUAAACUUUGAGAUUUUAUAUAUCGAUUAAUAAAGAUACUUAGAGAAUUGAAUUAUAACAUGAUCCUGGAUUUCCUUAACUUAAAAAAGCUCGAGCAAAGCAUAGUACUUUUUUAGUCAAUGAUCACUUAUUUGUGAUGUUUGGAAACUUGAAUGGAUAUGAGUUCUAUGAUCUUAAAAGAGGUGGAGAGGAGUUUACAUUUGUGAAAUUUAUUGAAAACUAUCAUUUCAUUAAGCCUUUGAUAAUUCCCUCUUAUCAACACAAGGAAUAGGAAGAGACAAAGAUGCUCAUAUUAGGGGAAAAGCCAUUUUUAAGAACUAGAUCAAGAAAUCUAUAAUUCUAUGAAAUGAUUAUCAAAUUAUAAGAUAAUUAAGGAAAUUUAACUCCAUCAAUAGUUAUAGAAGAACGAUUUUAAGGUCCAGAGAUCGAAUGUAAUUUCUCUCAAAAUUACCCAACUAAAAAAUACUAUCCAAAUACAAAUGAAUGGUACAUAAUUAAUGAGAAAGGAGAGUAUUUCAUUUUGGAUCUUAGAAAUAAUUUAGUCAGGAAUUGA